Arachis ipaensis is the source of this 1704-nucleotide messenger RNA. RefSeq names its product ACT domain-containing protein ACR10. The record is from RefSeq and is a predicted model, not a curated record. NCBI's taxonomy places the organism in Eukaryota, Viridiplantae, Streptophyta, Magnoliopsida, Fabales, Fabaceae.
UCCUUCGAUAAAUCCGAAACAAGAAAAUAAUAUGGAAGAGGAUUCAGCAAUAAAUAGCAGUGUGAAGCCGAAGUGAGAGACAGAGAGAGAAAAGUUGCAGUUCUCUGUUCCCUCUUCUUCUUCUUCUUCUUCUCGGCACAGUACCAAUAGUAAUAGUACUCGUAUAUCACACUAAACUUAAAAACCCUUUUAACAUCAGCAGAAGAAUCACCACUACUCCUGAAAGAUUAGAAAAUAGCGUUGGAUUAGAGAGGAGAAGAAGAAGAAGAAGAUGGGAAUAUUACAGGAUGAUGUGGUGAUUAUAAGGCAGCCAGACAAAGAAGGUGGCCCGACCGUCAUAACCGUGAAUUGCCCUGACAAGACUGGUCUUGGUUGUGAUUUGUGCCGCAUCAUUCUCUUCUUUGGUCUUAGCAUUGUGCGAGGAGAUGUUUCAACGGAUGGGAAAUGGUGCUACAUAGUGUUGUGGGUGGUGGGGAGAGAGAAGACAAGGUGGAGUUUGUUGAAGAAGAGGCUAAUUGGGGCAUGCCCUUCUUUCUCCUAUGCCUUUGGAAUCUAUUAUUACCGCUCUGAGUUGCAGCAACCACCGAAGCCCCCUGAUGUCUUCCUCUUGAAGUUUUGUUGCCAUGAUCGUAGAGGCCUUUUGCAUGAUGUUACAGAGGUUCUUUCACUUCUUUGUGAGCUAGAGUUAACCAUAAAGAAGGUGAAGGUAUCUACUACACCUGACGGCAAAGUGAUGGAUCUGUUUUUCAUCACCGACACAAGGGAACUUCUGCAUACACCAAAAAGAAGGGACGACACGAUUCAACAGUUGACAGAUACUUUGAAGGAUGCGUUAAUUUCAAUUGAAAUUGAAUUGGUUGGUCCAGAAAUUGCUGCUUGCUCUCAAGCAUCCUCAUUUCUUCCAACUGCCAUCACAGAAGAUAUAUUCAAUUUGGAAUUGCCCGAUCCUGGUCGAGGUGGGGUUUUCACAUCAGAUUCUAUCUCCAUUGUUAUGGACAAUUUGCUGAGUCCUUCCCACACACUUGUCCAAAUUAUGUGCCAAGAUCACAAAGGUCUUCUUUAUGACAUCAUGAGAACUCUGAAGGACUAUAAUAUUCAGAUUUCUUAUGGACGCUUCAUGACAAAACCUAGAGGAAAAUGUGAGCUUGACUUGUUCAUCAUGCAAGCAGAUGGCAAAAAGAUAGUCGACUCGAGCAAGCAGAAGUCUUUGUCUGCUCGCCUUAGGACCGAGCUACUCCGUCCUCUCAAAGUCACUGUUGUGAGCAGGGGCCCUGAUACGGAGCUACUGGUCGCAAACCCCGUGGAGUUGUCCGACAAGGGACGGCCUCUUGUGUUUCAUGAUAUUACUCUUGCACUUAAAAUGCUAGGCAUAUGCAUCUUUUCGGCUGAAAUCGGAAGACAUGCGAUCGGAGACCGGGAAUGGGAAGUUUAUAGAAUCUUGCUGGAUGAAGGGGAGGGAUCGCCGCUUCCAAGGAACAAGAUUGAGAAAGGUGUAUGGAAUAUGUUGAUGGGCUGGGAGUGAUCCAUGGUUUAGGCAUUGUUCCCUUUUGAAUGGAUUGGUGCCCUCAUGGAGGAAUAUAGAACCAUUUGUGUGUACUCCCAUGUAGUGUGUGUGAGUGAGUUGUGUGAGUGUGUAAUACAUGGGUGUAUGAGUGUAAUGCCUAGGAUUGGGGGUUAUCUAAUCCACUUGACCAAAAAAAAAAA